CAGGACCCCUAUGCCUAUGGCAGACAGUGACCAAAGCUUUUCUUCUAUUUAAUCCCAAUAAUGGUGUUCGCACCCAAGCAUGGAGUGCAGUUUAUUAUGGGAGGUUGGUCCCACAAGGUGAUGAGAACCUAAAAGGCUAAAACCAUGAAGCUAAGCCUGAAUUACAAAGCUCUUCUGCUCAUCCUUCUUGUCCUUGUCUAUUCCUCAAAGUUAUCUGCUCGUUUCCUAUUAAGCAAACAAGGGCAAGAGGAGGUAAACGUAGAUGGAAUCACCAGUGAAGGGACGGAGGACAGUGAGUUAAUGAAUCAGCUGACGGGGUUGGAGUUAUGUGAUGGCGGAGACGACGAGUGCUUAACGAGAAGGAUAAUUGCAGAGGCUCACUUGGACUACAUCUACACCCAGAAUCACAAGCCGUGACACUUCAAUUUUAGAAAUUGAAGUGCCAUGUUUGUCUUCGUCCAACUUAGGUCUAGAUUCCUAUAUAAGAUAUAUAAACUAGCUAUAAUAUUCUUCUCAAAAUGGCAAUCGCGUUAAAAAGCUACGAGAAUGGUUCCCAGGUUUCUUCUCUCUGAAAAUGUAACUUUACCCCUACCUAAGUGCAGCUAUGUUCAAUUCUACGUACGUAUAUCAUCCUUUGUAUUGAUGAGUCUACAUAUGUUGGUGUAUGAUUUCUCUGUGUACUUGAUAAUGUAACUACACAAGUAAGCGCAGAGGAAGCCCAUUUCUAUCUCUGUGAUGAUGAAUUUACAGAGUUAAUUCUAUGA
This is a messenger RNA of Populus nigra (black poplar), 764 nucleotides long. RefSeq names its product putative phytosulfokines 6. Gene Ontology annotation, biological process: cell population proliferation. The record is from RefSeq and is a predicted model, not a curated record. The transcript has 4 exons. Lineage: Eukaryota; Viridiplantae; Streptophyta; Magnoliopsida; Malpighiales; Salicaceae. Gene Ontology annotation, molecular function: growth factor activity. Bases 145 to 417 code for a protein of 90 amino acids. Gene Ontology annotation, cellular component: extracellular region.